Molecule: messenger RNA, 363 nt
Organism: Opisthocomus hoazin
Lineage: Eukaryota; Metazoa; Chordata; Aves; Opisthocomiformes; Opisthocomidae
Product: histone H1.01-like
Biological process (GO): nucleosome assembly
Cellular component (GO): nucleosome
Molecular function (GO): structural constituent of chromatin; DNA binding
Source: RefSeq, a predicted model, not a curated record
GGCCCCGGCGCCUCCGGGUCUUUCAAACUGAACAAGAAGCCGGGUGAGACAAAGGAGAAGGCAACCAAGAAAAAGCCUGCAGCCAAGCCUAAGAAGCCGGCGGCCAAAAAGCCCGCCAGCGCCGCCAAGAAGCCCAAGAAGGCAGCGGCGGUGAAGAAGAGCCCCAAGAAAGCCAAGAAGCCGGCGGCUGCGGCGGCCAAGAAAGCAGCAAAGAGCCCCAAGAAGGCGACCAAGGCUGCCAAGCCCAAAAAGGCGGUGGCAGCCGCGAAGAGCCCGGCCAAGGCGAAGGCGGUGAAGCCCAGAGCAGCCAAGCCCAAGGCGGCCCAGCCGAAAGCAGGCAAGGCGGCACCCAAGAAGAAGUAA